Messenger RNA from Symbiodinium natans, 4752 nucleotides. The record is from the annotation of a GenBank genome assembly. NCBI's taxonomy places the organism in Eukaryota, Dinophyceae, Suessiales, Symbiodiniaceae.
AUGGGGGAGCCUCCCUCCAAGCGACCUCGCGUGCUUGCCGACCUGCUGAAGAGUCCAGAUCCAGAUUCAAAUCGCCUGUUGAAGACUGGCCGCCAGAAUGACAAGAAUGGCUUGCCAGUCACUAGUGUCGCCAGUCUGGGCGAUUCGCGGCCGAGGGAAGCACAAGAGACGAAUUUGGAAGACGCCGUUAUUGGUUGGCAAGCUGGUGACGAGGAUCCGACACCAAUCUUCCUUGUAAAGAAAGGUAAAAAGGAACUGUCCAAAGGAGAAGUAUAUGAUACACAGAGCGAGGAGAUCGGGAAAAAGUACCAGUACUCGCCAAUCGCCAAAGCACAUCGCCAAAGGUUUAAUUGGGUCGCUCAGUCGGAUGGUGACAAGUUCACUAGGGAUGCCAGCAAGAUGAAACCAGCCAAACGAACGGAUGGGAUGAGCGGCAGGUGGACAUGUGACGUCUGCGGCAAGAGUAAUUGCGGCAGCCUGUUCGUGUUCCGGGCUUUCCUCCGACAAGAGCACCUCCCAAGAAGCAGUCACAGAGGAUCUCGGCGGCUGGAUCCAUUCGUGGCCUACAUCUCCCAGCGAUGUGGCCAAGGCCUCCUUGGCCAGCUGGCGGAGUACACUCGUGUCCAAGAAGAAAUUUUUAGCCUUGCCACCCUCGACAUCGAGAUUGCACGAAAUCACCUUGAAGAGUCCAUGCGCCAGAGCAGCCGCGAGAACCAGCAAUUCCUGAUCGGCGAACUGUCCCGCGUGGCUGGGGUCGGCGCCUCUGCUCCAAAGACAGUGGAGAUGGAUUCCGUGGAGCGCAUGAUGGGAGGCCGAGGAGGCCGGGUGCCCCUCCUGCGGAGCCCCGAGGACGUCUUCCGCGCCAUGGCCCGGAGUUUGGGGCCGCGGGUGAAUGCGCGGCUCCUGGCAGCUGCCGCUGUCUCAGCCUCAGGGGCCUCCGGAGCAGACUUCAAGGCUUUAGAGGGCUACCUUGGUGAAGCAGCUGAAAGCCUGCGGGCUGGUGGUCCCUUGCCAAGGGUUCCUGCGAAAUGGCCUCUGUCGGAAGUGGUUGCUUGCGUUGAAGCCAUCCUCCGAGCCGCCAACAGGACGGAACCACCCUACCUGCGAGUGGAAUUGGCAUGUUCCGGACACUCCGAGGUGAAGGUCUAUGGUCCAAGCGAAGAGAACAAAAUGAACAAAGCCAUGACCAUACGGCUGGGCUUCCUGCACUCCAAAGGGUCCUUGCAUGCCUUCGCGCCCUCCAAGCCCCCAAAAGAAGAAGCGUUGCUCUUGCAGCAGCGCUUGGAGCAGGUUGCUGGGAACCCGGCACGUGUAGACGGAGCACCCGGAGCACCCGGAGCACCCGCAGCUCCCCAGCCCAGCGGCUCUCGUCCACGACAUGCCGGUCGAGCUGAGAGUCUUGGCCCAGGUUGGCACAGCUGCGACUGGGCCAAGCAGCUCAAACGUUUGCUCGCUGCUGACUUCGAUUUUUCCAAGCGACCUCUGCACCUUGCCACGGGCUGUUCAGGUGCCGAGGCACCGCACUUUGCACUGUGCCAGCUCGUUGGUCUCGAAGGCUUCGAACAACUUUUUGGUGCUGAGAUCAACGACAACCCCCGACGAUUCAUGCUUAACAACUGCAGGUCUCAGCACACGUUCUAUGACGUGCGAGAUGUUACGAAAGGUUCGGGGAUGUGUGCUCGUCAUGGGUGCACAUGUGAUGUGCCACAUGGGGAAAUUGACAUCUUCGUCGGUGGAUUUCCCUGCACUCCCUUUUCCUUCUGCAACCCCAAGCGCUUUAAGCGCAACUGCUUCUCGGAGCCAGCAGCGGUGCCAUUUUUCGAGAUGCGGAAGUUUAUUGCUGCUAGGCGGCCAAGGCUUGUGAUUCUGGAGAAUGUCAGAGGACUCCUGGCUCCAAACCCUGAGACAGAGGAGCGUCCUAUUGACUUCAUCCUGCGUGGCCGAAACCCUGAAGACUCAGCUCAGUGCUACCCGGGCACGCGCCCCAAAGACGACUGGGGCCUUGAGCUCAUCAAAGGCUACGGGCUCCGCUGGGAUAUUUUGUACUCCUCAGAUUGGGGCUUGCCACAGAAGCGCCCCCGGGUCUACAUUGUCAUGGUGCGCGAUGAUGUGGGUGGCCAAGAAGCUGCCGAUCGCAUCUUUGAAGUGCUCCGGACAUGCGCAGGGCACUUGCCACCAGGUUCUUGCAACGAUUUCCUGUAUCCCGAUGGACAUCCCAGACUGGAGUCCGUGAAGCGUGCCGAAACUGCGAAAACAAGAGGUUCCCGCAAAGUCUGCACAAAAUUCACGGAAGCGCUGUUCCGCACGACACGGCAGGACUUUGGCCUUGGAGCUUCUGACCGUCCGUACUCCAAGGAACGCCCUAGUGACUGGUUUCCACGGGCCACAGAGAAGAUGGUGCAACAGCUGGACAUCAUCUAUGAAAGAGCUCAGCACCAGGGCCUGGAUUUAAGCUUCUUGUUGGCCGAUCUUAGCCAGCAGGUGUCGCGUGGAGCUUGGAGGGAUGAUGGUUACGUCCCAACGCUGACCACUGCGAGCUUACUCUACAGCUACAGUCACCAUCGGGCUCUUCUGGGCGAGGAGUGCCUGAAGCUGAAUGGCUUCCCCGUGGAUGAGCUCAACUUGGACGCUCACACGCAGCAGGAGCUCAUUUUCUUGGCCGGCAAUGCAAUGUCGGUGCCGGUGAUUGGCGCCGUCAUUUUUGCAGGAUUGGUGUCGGUCACAUGGGGCGACAACAGAAGGGCAGCGAGAGCGGCGACGCUGCCGUGUGCUUUGGAGCAGGGCAAAGCACAGAGAAAGAACUUGGAUGUGGGGAAACUUCCAGCCCCACCGUUUCCCACGUUUCCCACGUUUCCCACGUCGACGUUGGUGGAUGACGACGGGCAUUCGGAGAGCGCAGAGUCCGAGGAGUCCAAGCUGGCACGUCGGGCCGCCGUUCUCCUGCUCAUGGCCAAGGAGUUCACGCAACAACCGAAGAUCAAUCGACAAGACCGAAAGCGGGGAAGAAGCACAAAGUCAGGGCUCGCGGCGGCAAUGGAGGCUUCGGCGAACGAAAGCAGCGAGGAGGAGGAGGAGCACGUCGAGGCCGAUGCUGACUGGGAUUGGAGAUGCAAGAAACUCCCGGUGGCAAAGGAUCGUGAUCUGUGUGCCUGGCUUGGAGAGGCCACGCAGCUGUUGGCGCGCGAAGCGAACGUGGAUGUGCAAGGGUUCGUGGUUAGAUCCUUGCGGGGGCUGCAGGCAAAGCCGGACACAGCAAUCACACAGCUGGCGCAGCAAGGGCUCCGCAUCACCGUCGACCAGCUCCGCAAGCUGGGCUAUGCAGAGGCUAAGCAGAUCUGGGGCCGUCUCUUGGUGUCCGAGAUGUUGGGGGCUUUGGAAAACGAGGACUUUGAGGAGAGUGGCUUAGGGGAUUGGUGGCUGCUCCGGGCGAAGGAGCUCGAGGACUCGGAGCAUUCGGAGCAGAGGGCCCGGCUCCUGGAGAAGCUGACAAAGAAACCUCACAUGCUCUCGAGGCUCCUGGCACCACUGCUCGUCAAGUGGAGCAGCGCGAAAGGAGGAUGCCGAAGCCGACGUGAACUCCAAGGGCUGAAGCAAGCCAUCGAAGCUUUCCUUUGCGCGGAUGUGAGCCUGGCAGCCGCUUCGAAACUCAGCAAGGCUUGCCUGGAUAUGGCCAAAGCGUGUGAGAGACAAAGCCAGCCCGAAUCCUCACAAGCUUUUCGCAGUUGGGCCUUCAAGCUGCAAGAUGCGGCUUUCACACGUCGCUUUGAGACAAUACUGACAAGCGCGUUGCGGGAGUCUGAGUUUGAGCAGUUGGAGCAGACCUGCAGCGAAAACAAGGACUGGGCCCUCCUACGAACAGGAGCCGCCUGGCAGGUCUUCCGGCACCUGCAACGGCUUCAAAAUGCCAACGAAGAGACCGUGGCGAACCUUGCUACAAACUUGACAGCGUUAAGGCCAGGCUCGCUAGCAACAGCUUUGGACAGGUUUCUGCGGCAUAGCUAUCCUUCGAUGGCAGUCCGCGUGCAUUUCGUGGAAGCCAGGACCGCGACGCCAUCGUCCGUCAAACGAGAUGCAGUCACUUCCGUCAAUCAGCACUCUGCGAGGCUCUUUGAAUCCGAGCUGAAUCUCCUGCGUCGCAUUGAGAACAAUGUGACCCCAUACUUGGAUCAAACUUUGCAGUGGGCGCCUGUUUCGCAAGAGUGGAAGCAGGAGCUGGAGAGAAGAAUUUCGGAUUGGAGCAACUGCCUCAACGCGGUCAUGACGAGUUCGGCGGCAGACAUGCAACACCUCGCACAGGUUCACAGUCGGCUACUACAGCAGGCCGAGGGCGUCUUGCAAAGAGCUUGCGAGAAGCAUGCUCUCAUGCAAGAUGUUGCUGGCAGACUACUUCUCUUCGAGCACGCCUUGGUUGCCCAUCAGUGCCAGGAUGCGUUGCGGAACACCGAUGUUGUCGAGUCUGCUGUGAACUUGUUUAUGGCCUGCUCUUCGCAACUCGAGCUUCAGCCUUACCUGACCGAGCUGCGGCGCAAUGUGGGGCUUCUCCACAUUGCCGUUGCUUUGCAAGGACAGGAGGUAGAGGAUGCUGCACAGGCAGCAGCUUCUUGUAGUUUGGAGUUGCUGCCGGGAUGGGGGAGAGUUGUUUCCCCAAGCGGGCUCAGCAUCUUCCAAUCUGGCAACGACUGGCGAUGGUCCAUACCGCUGGUGCUGCCAUGUGCCCAGGAGCCCAGCAGCCACUCCACUGGCAGCGCUGCC